AUAUCACUGCAUUGUUGUAUGAAACCAUAACAUUUUAUUAUUAUUAAGAAACACAUCAACACUAUUGUUUUUUUUUUUGUUUUUUUUACUUUAACAUGAAAAUGCAAUGAACCUCUAUGGGGUAAUUUUGAAUCUUAACUGGGUGUGAUAUUUACCAUUUUGCAAAUAGAAAUAGGCAUUCAAGUCUAAAGAUAACAGAAGAAAUAAGUCAGAAAUCAGUCAGCGCUGCAUGAAACUAACGUGUGAGGUUUUUAUUUUGAAGAACAACACAUGUCUUUUUGUAAUGAUGUAAAGAGUUCCAUAAGCAACCACUCAAAUAAUGCUGGUUCUUGUUGCUCAGCAGUUCAGUAAGUAACAUGGCGACUGUGGUGACAGUUGUGGGUUUGAUUCCAGCUUCCUUGCGCCACAUGUUGGUGUGCUGCUAGAUUUGGUGCAAGUCCUCCAGGCCAGCAGGGGGCCAUCAGCAGCUGUAAAGUAGGCCUCUUUGGCCAGGUCAUCAGUGAUACAGCACAGUCUGAGCUGAAGAGAGGGCUUCUGGGUCCUGAGAGGCGCAGGUAUGGGGAAGGACUACUACAAGACCCUUGGGAUCCCCAAAGGCUCCAACGAGGAUGAGAUCAAGAAGGCCUACCGACGGAUGGCGCUGCGCUUCCAUCCGGACAAGAACACAGAUCCAAACGCGGAGGAGAAAUUCAAGGAAAUCGCAGAGGCCUAUGAGGUUCUCAGUGACCCCAAGAAAAGGGUCAUCUACGACCAGCUGGGAGAGGAAGGUUUGAAGACAGGAGGCAGCAGCUCUUCUGGCGCUCCUGGCAGCUCGACGCAUCACUACACUUUCCAUGGCGACCCUCACGCCACCUUUGCCUCUUUCUUCGGGGGCUCCAACCCUUUCGACAUGUUCUUCGGCUCCAGCCGCAGCCACAGCCGCUCCAACGGUUUCCCCUUCCACAACGACCACAGCAACGGCACAGAGCAGGACACAGAAAUGGAUGAGGAUGACCCCUUUGCUCAUUUUGGGAGACAGUUUGGCUUUCCUGGAGGAAUGAACAAUGGCUUUCCAGGGGAGGGUCGCAGGAGGAGGGGGCCAACCCCGUCAGAGCGCCUGGGAACCAACCGGAAGCACCAGGACGCGCCGGUGGUCCACGAGCUGAAGGUCUCACUGGAGGAGAUCUUCCACGGCUGCACCAAACGCAUGAAGAUCACUCGCCGCAGGCUGAAUCCAGACGGUAGGAGCAUGAGAACGGAGGAUAAGAUCCUCAACAUCGUCAUCAAGAAGGGCUGGAAGGAGGGGACCAAGAUUACUUUCCCAAAGGAGGGGGACGAGACCCCAGAGAACAUUCCUGCCGACAUAGUGUUUGUGCUUAAAGACAAGGGACAUGCCCACUUCAAAAGAGACGGUUCCAAUAUCAUUUAUAACUGCAAGAUAACCCUAAAAGAGGCGCUGUGUGGCUGCACUCUUAGUAUUCCCACGCUGGAAAACCGCGUCAUCUCGCUCCCUUGCCACGACAUCAUCAAGCCAGGAACGUUGAAGCGGGUCAGGGGGGAAGGUCUGCCUUUCCCCAAGAACCCGUCGCAGCGCGGUGACCUCAUCGUGGAGUUUUCUGUCCGUUUUCCUGACAGGAUCCCCCCGCAGUCCCGAGAGAUUAUCAGACAGCACCUCCCCCAGUCGUAGGAGGACCCCUCUGAGCCCUCCACCGGCAAAUAAAACUACCCAUCAUACAA
Molecule: messenger RNA, 1716 nt
Organism: Gambusia affinis (western mosquitofish)
Lineage: Eukaryota; Metazoa; Chordata; Actinopteri; Cyprinodontiformes; Poeciliidae
Gene: dnajb5
Product: DnaJ heat shock protein family (Hsp40) member B5
Exons: 5
Coding region: 557-1666 (369 amino acids)
Biological process (GO): negative regulation of transcription by RNA polymerase II
Cellular component (GO): cytosol
Molecular function (GO): protein-folding chaperone binding
Source: RefSeq, a predicted model, not a curated record